ACAUAUUUUACAUGCAUGCUUCUGUCACUGGCUUGGAAGUCUUAAAAAUAGCAGAAAGAAAAGGAAGACGGUCUAGAGGAAAAAGGUAAAACACAGAAAGGCGUCAAGAAAACGGAACCUCAAAAAAUGUAGCUUACAUUUAUUCAAAAAAUGUAACUUACAUUUUUUAAGGUGUCCCUAAGAAAAUGUAACUUACAUUUUUUAAGCCCAAAGUUGCAAAAAAUGUAGCUUACAUUUAGACAGGUCCCCCCCCUUAGGGGUGGGGAUGUUGUAUCUAUAAAGUGGGGUUACAGGCCACCGGGCGUAAUUCACCUAGCCACCCAGUUGGAAUGACAGAGGAUAUGCCAGACAGAAUGCCAGAGCCAGAAAAUAUGUCAGCUGGAUUCAGUUGGGAUGCCAGAAGUUCGGACAAUAUGCCAGAUAGAAGGCCGCAGAGGAUGUCAAAACCACAAUAUUUACGCAAGGUGAAUGCCAGAAUAAAUGCUGGAAUAUCAGACGGGAUGUCAAAAAGAAAUGCCAUCCGGCUAGAAUGUCAGAAAAUGUCGCAAGCUGAGGGUCACACAAAUUGAAGUAAUCUUUUCCUGUCACUGACGAGCUUGCUUGCUGACGGUUGGCCUUUGUGUUUUUUGUUGGGACUUGGAGGUCGUUGUUCACCCAACCGGCAAGGAUGGAUCAAGCCUCAAUGCUAGUAACUGCUACUACGUAGUUGGUUUUUAGGUGCUUCCCUUUAACCUUGUGCCCUCCGGCUCCAAGGUUCGGUCGGCCACGCUACCAACAUUGUUCGCCAUAGUUGGGGUAGCAGGUAUUAUGUCAUCACAGAAAAGCACGAGGAACCUUCCUGGGAUGGCACCAUGAACCUGAAAUCUAAGUAUAAUGAUGAGGUUCAAAUCUCCGUAUUCAUUAUUGACUCCCGCAUUACGCACUUGGAGGACAUUCACCAGCAGAAACAGUGCAGCUUUGAAGGAAGUUGGCAGAAUUUCAACGAACGUGGUCAAGGAAAGCAUCAUCGGGUCCUUUCCUUUACCAAAGCUGCUACGUGUUUUUUCCUUCUGGUCCAGCUUUCGUUGGCGGUGCUAGUUCUCCGGCGCUUCUUUCUUUUUGUCGACACUGGAAAGCUGCUGAGCCGAGUGAUUGUGCUGAAGUUUGUCUUGCAAGAUUUCCCACAGCAGUUGUGUAUUGCAGCCUACCUCUAUGCCUGGUAUGCGGACAACGGGCUUCGGUGCCAAAUGUGCCUUUUUCAUCCUAAUCAUUGCCUGGGACCCAGAGGUGAUGAACAGCACCCCCUCCACUCGACCAACUUCUUUGUAUGUCUUUUCACUUUGCUGAGUGCCAUUGCCAACCAGAUGCUGCUGCAAGCGAAGCUGAAACGAGGCUAUGACAGCGAGGAUGAAUGCGUUCUUUGUUUCUUCCGCUUUGUGAUGCUGUCAGUGAGUACUUUGCCCUUCUCGACUGCCAUGUGCUUUCUGUCAGCGUUGCUGUUGCAUUUGAAAUCGGUUGCAAUCUACUUUAUGUCAGCUAUCCCCGCAAUCCUGGGC
Durusdinium trenchii is the source of this 1535-nucleotide messenger RNA. The record is from the annotation of a GenBank genome assembly. NCBI's taxonomy places the organism in Eukaryota, Dinophyceae, Suessiales, Symbiodiniaceae.